CGGAGGAAGAGGGAAGCAAGGAGCCGAUCCAUUCGCGCACGCCCGGCCCUGCCCAGCCCUGCCCGGCCCUGCCCAGCCGUGCGCGCCCACCUUCCGCCGGGACAGGGACCGGCGGCACUCGGCUCCGACCCGCUAAACCGGGCCCCGAGCGAGAAUGGCGCUCCCGCCCAGCCACGCCGCGGUCUCCAGGGCGGCCUCGGUGGCCGAGAGCUGCAUCAACUACCAGCAGGGCACCCCGCACAAGCUGUUCCAGGUGCAGGCGGUGGAGCAGGCGCGCCGGGAGGAUCUUCCAGAAAAAGGACACAAGUACCACAUUAAAUUUUCCGUGGAAGAAAUUAUCCAAAAAGUCACAGUGAGCUGCACAGCGGAGGUGCUUUACCCACUGUGCGGACAGGACACGGCACCGGAGGUCAACUUCACAUUCCAAGGGGGCAUCGGAAAGAACCCCGAUGAAGAAGACAACAUGUUCUAUCAGACCCUCAAGUCCACGAAGGACCCACUAGAAGCACAGAACAUUCCAGACAAUUUUGGAAAUGUACUUCCACAAAUGAAGCCUGUUCAACACUUAGCCCAGGUCGCCUGUGGUUACAUAAUAUGGCAGAAUUCAACUGAAGAUACGUGGUAUAAAAUGGCAAAAAUUCAAACUGUCAAGCAAGUGCAAAGGAACGAUGACUUUAUUGAGCUAGACUAUAGCAUCCUGCUACACGACAUUGUGUCUCAGGAGGUUAUUCCUUGGCAAAUGCAAGUUCUCUGGCACCCACAAUAUGGCACAAAAGUAAAACAUAACAGUCGCCUCCCAAAGGAAGCAGAGCUGGGCCUGUGACCUUCGCGCCAUUCCUCACUGGGAUCUGGCCUCAGGGCCCAACCAAACCCCGAGGGUAACCACACACAUCGAUGUCUUCGUCACUCUAACAAUGCCGUGUGUAUCCUCUAAUAAAUGAUUCCAUUUCA
Molecule: messenger RNA, 951 nt
Organism: Perognathus longimembris pacificus (Pacific pocket mouse)
Lineage: Eukaryota; Metazoa; Chordata; Mammalia; Rodentia; Heteromyidae
Gene: Lxn
Product: latexin
Exons: 6
Coding region: 155-823 (222 amino acids)
Molecular function (GO): metalloendopeptidase inhibitor activity
Source: RefSeq, a predicted model, not a curated record